AUGAAACGAAACUUCGGACGCGUGCAGAGUAAUAAACCAGAUGCCAUAUUCGUCCAGGCUCAGUCUUCGCCCGGGCUUCAGCUAUAUCAGCCGAUCUCUUGCUAUUGUGCUUUUGUGCCUGGUCGCUGUUGGUCUUCACCAGCUCUGAAGAGGAAUAGUAUGAGUCUCUCCAAGGAAGAGUUUAACAAAAUGGCUGCACUUCAUAUUUCCAAUAAUUCCGUACAACAAGUACAAAAAGAAUCUGAAGAAAGGGCUUCUGAAGAAGUAGAAGAAAUGGAAACUACUGAAGACGUGGAGGCUCUUGAGAAAGAACUACUUAAUGAGAUUCAAGAAGAAAGCUUUCCAAGUACAUCUUCAAUAAACGACGACGAAGAAGCACUAGAAGCUCUCGAGGCCCUGGAAGAAACUCAUAAGAGCAUCUUGGCGGAAGUUCAAGAGGAGAUCAUACAGGAAGUAAGCCACGAAAUUCUUCGUGCUACAAAGCUUCUGAGUACUUAUACUCUGCAAGACCUAUCCAUUGGUGAAGAACUGGCGGUGAUACAAUCCGAGAUGCUUGAUGAAAUUGAAAAGAAUGAUGACGAAAUGUCCAUCGAUCAAAUAAAUGCCCUGAUUGCUGAUCGCAAGGAUGACGAUAUGUCCCGUUUGUGUAAAAUUAUGGUUGUCAGCAAAAUCGAUUCAGAUGAUGAUGACGACGACGAUGAUGAUUAUGACGAUGAUGAUGACAGCAGCGAUGACUCUGAAGCCUCUGAUCGCGCUACCGUCUAUGACGAACUUUUCCGUGCAACUUUUGAGAACGAGGCUCUGAAGGAAACAUAUUAUGUUGAAUAUGACACCGAAGAUUACGAUUCCGAUACUGAGAGUUCGGACAGCGAUGAUGAUGAAGAAGAAGAAGAAGAGGAAGUGGCAGAAGUGCCACGGGAAGAUGUUUUGGAGAUUGAAAACGAAGAACCUUACUUUGAGGAUAUCGGGAAUAACUCCCUGAACUACUAUGUUUUGACAAUUGGAGAACUCGAAGAUGAUGAUGAUGAUGAUGAAGGUUAUCUUCCCCAAGGGUGGGAGGUGAAUGUGCAUGAAAAUGGAACUCCCAUUUAUUGCCACGUCCCAUCCGGGGCCUGCACUUGCGCUAGGCCAUUGCCCAAUGACAUCUUGGAGAACAACUACGAGCUGGAGUAUGGUUACUACCAGGACAGCAGCGAAGAAGCUUAA
Leptosia nina is the source of this 1206-nucleotide messenger RNA. The record is from the annotation of a GenBank genome assembly. Lineage: Eukaryota; Metazoa; Arthropoda; Insecta; Lepidoptera; Pieridae.